CGGCCGGUGCAGCCUGCACCCCCCCGGCCCCGGCAUGUCACGGAAGAAAGCGGCUCGCAGCAAGGGCGGCGGUGCCGCUCCCUCCGCCGCUCUGCCCUCCGCCGGUCAGGGCAGCGGCCGAGCUCCCGCUGCCGGUUGCCCGCGAGGCUCCGCGCCCGAGCUGCCCCGCAACGGCGGAGCGGCGGCCGGGCGGCCGUCGCUCAGCAGCAGCGGAGAGUUCUACGAUCUCGCUUUCAAGGUGAUGCUGGUGGGUGACUCAGGGGUUGGCAAAACCUGUCUGCUGGUGAGGUUCAAAGAUGGAGCCUUCCUCGCCGGCAGCUUCAUCUCCACUGUUGGGAUUGACUUCAGGAAUAAGGUGCUGAUGGUGGAUGGGGUGAAGGUAAAGCUGCAGAUCUGGGACACAGCCGGGCAGGAGCGAUUCCGCAGCGUCACCCAUGCCUACUACCGGGAUGCCCACGCCCUGCUCCUGCUCUAUGAUGUCACCAACAAAGCCUCGUUCGACAACAUCCAGGCUUGGCUGACAGAGAUCCAUGAGUAUGCACAGCAAGACGUGGUCCUCAUGUUACUGGGAAACAAGGUGGAUUCAGCCCAGGACAGAGUGGUGAAAAGGGAAGAUGGGGAGAAGCUGGCCAAGGAGUAUGGAGUGCCCUUCAUGGAGACCAGUGCAAAAAGUGGCCUCAAUGUCGAGUUGGCCUUCACAGCCAUUGCAAAGGAACUGAAGCAUAGGUCCAUGAAGCUGCCCAAUGAGCCCAAAUUCAAGCUCCAUGACUACGUGAAGAAGGAAGUGAGAGGCUCAGGCUGCUGCAGGUCCUAAGGUGCUGGGCGCAGCUGUACAGAGACUCAGGCCCCUGGCCCUGCGCCACGCUCUCUUUCUCUCUCCUUGUGGACAAUGUGUGCAUGUCUGUCUGUCUGUCUGUCGUGUCUGUGUCUGCUAAGAGGUGAGCUGGGAUCUGGGGAAGGGAGAAGCAGCAGCAGAAGCUCUCUUGGAUGGAGGUGCUGCAGCCCCACGCUGGGUGCUGCUCCCCCUGAGCACUGCGGGCACAUGGGCUGCCAUUGCUGGGUACAGCCACUUGUUCUGGUGCUGGUGGGAGGUGGGAUGUCU
Dryobates pubescens (Downy woodpecker) is the source of this 1102-nucleotide messenger RNA. RefSeq names its product RAB26, member RAS oncogene family (gene RAB26). Gene Ontology annotation, cellular component: Golgi apparatus; endosome. The transcript is spliced from 9 exons. The record is from RefSeq and is a predicted model, not a curated record. The coding region runs from base 35 to 814 and encodes 259 amino acids. NCBI's taxonomy places the organism in Eukaryota, Metazoa, Chordata, Aves, Piciformes, Picidae. Gene Ontology annotation, molecular function: GTPase activity; GTP binding.